ACCGUCGGGUCCGGUUCAUUAUGUCUCCGAUCACGCGAUGACCGACCGCGCACCAACGGCCGCGUAAUAAACAACAAUUUCUCUCUCGCGAGAUCGUCGUGGCGAGUGCGAGCGCGCGUUUUUAUCGUCGUUCGAACCCUUCGCGUAAUAAUAUCCGGAUGAUAUUCAGUUGGUUGUCAUUAUUUUUUUUAUAAAUUUUCAAAGAAAUUUCCAUCCGAAACCUGAAAAGUUCGGGACUCAACCCUACAGCCCGCCACCGAUCCUGCGCCCGUAAACGCUGCAGAGUUGUCCAUACACACGCGUGGCCUCGUUGCAAAAGGAUACACCAUGGAUUUUCGAUUGGCACAGAAGUGUUUUGUGUGUCUAUUGCUGAUAGCCGCCACGAACGCCGUGAUCAAUUCUGGUGCAAAUGAUGAGAAGUCACCGACAAGAAGAGAUGCAAGUCUUGGCGUACCAUCAGAUUCUUACGGUGCGCCACCUCCUUCGUUUGGCGCGAUUCAGAUUAACUACGGACCACCACAGGCUUAUAUUACAUCUGAUUUAAAGGCACCCAAUGUUAAUUAUGGACUUCCAUCGAACUCUUAUGGUCCACCAAAACCAAUAUACGGGCUUCCAAAACCCAGUUAUAAACCUCUAAAGCCGGAUUAUGGGCCACCUCCACAAGAUUCAUACGGGUUGCCACCAAAACCAGAAUAUGGCGCUCCUCAGAUACCGAACUCCGUGUACGGUCCGCCAUCUGGACCUCCAAGUCCUUCUUAUGGUGUUCCAUCAGUGUCUUAUGCAAAAGGGCCUCCGGGUGUACCAUCCCCGCCAACCCCGCCUCAUAUCUCUUACCAUGGCUGGCAACCAAUUCCGGGUGUAUCAAUCCCAUAUGUUCAAAAAAAUAAUGGUUAUGAACAGUCAUCUUUAGGAACUGCAUAUGGACCACCACUGUCUCAAGCAGGAGGAUGUUGCAAUAAUAAUAUCAACUCCAUAGACACUUCUUAUGGAGGUUCACCACCACCAGUAUUACCAUCGUACAGUCAAAAUUCUCCAAAUUCGGACUACGGUCCACCGAAAGGUGGAAAUUCUUAUCAUGGAAACUCUAAUGCUCAGUCGUUAGCCAAUUUAUAUAAGCCCCCUCCAAUUAUACCAGAUACAAGUUAUGGGCCUCCAACUCCUUCUAAGCAACCUUCUGACCUAUAUGGACCUCCAUCCAGUGGAAAUUAUGGCCAACCACCUAAAGAAUCACAUGGACCACCACCAAGUGGAUCUUACGGACCCCCUCCAAAAGAUUCGUAUGGACCACCUCUGAAAGAUUCUUAUGGUCCACCUCCAAAAGAUUCUUAUGGUCCACCUCCCAAAGAUUCUUAUGGACCACCACCAAGUGGAUCAUAUGGACCACCUCCAAAAGAUUCUUAUGGACCGCCUCCAAAAGAUUCUUAUGGUCCACCUCCUAGUGGUUCUUAUGGUCCACCUCCUAGUGGUUCAUAUGGCCCACCACCUAAAGAAUCACAUGGGACACCACCAAGUGGAUCAUACGGACCCCCUCCAAAAGAUUCGUAUGGACCACCUCCAAAAGAUUCUUAUGGACCCCCUCCAAAAGAUACUUAUGGUCCACCUCCUAGUGGUUCAUAUGGCCCACCACCUAAAGAUUCUUAUGGACCACCUCCAAAAGAUACUUAUGGUCCACCUCCUAGUGGUUCAUAUGGCUCACCACCUAAAGAAUCACAUGGACCUCCACCAAGUGGAUCAUACGGGCCACCUCCAACUGGAUCAUAUGGACCACCACCUAGUGGUUCAUAUGGCCCACCACCUAGUGGUUCGUAUGGCCCACCACCUAAAGAAUCCCAUGGACCACCACCAAGUGGAUCAUACGGGCCACCUCCAACUGGAUCAUAUGGACCACCUCCCAAAGAUUCAUAUGGACCUCCACCAAGUGGAUCAUACGGACCACCUCCAAAAAGUUCAUACGGACCACCUUCAAGUGGAUCUAAUGGAUCACCACAUAAACCUUCAUACCGACCACCUACAAAAGAAUCACAUGGACCACCCCCAAGUGGAUCAUAUGGGCCACCUCCAACUGGAUCAUAUGGACCACCUCCCAAAGAUUCAUAUGGACCUCCACCAAGUGGAUCCUAUGGACCACCUCCAAAAAGUUCAUACGGACCACCACCAAGUAGUUCUUAUGGUGCUCCUUCUAAAGAAUCACAUAGACCUCCACCAAGUGGAUCUUUUGGCCCACCGAAAGAAUCUUAUGGAUUACCAUCAAUUGGAUCAUUUGGGCCACCCAAAGAAUCAUAUGGACCCCCAUCAAUUGGAUCAUUUGUGCCACCGAAGGAGUCUUAUGGCUCACCAUCUAAACCCGCAUAUCCUCCACCACCACCAAAAGAUUCAUACGGAGUGCCACCAAGUGAAUCAUAUGGCGUCCCAUCUAAAGAUUCUUAUGGACUUCCUCCCAUUAAGGAAACAUAUGGAAUUCCUUCUCUAGGUUUUAUUGAUAAUUCAUUGCAAGUACAGUAUGCCUCACCGUCAGGCUCCUCAUACAAUGGUCUUCCUCCAGAGGGUACUUUCGGUACACCCAUAGCUAUCUGUUGUGGUACACCACCACCAGAUUUAGUGUCACAAAAGCCUUCAGACAUUCAGUAUGGGUUAACCUAUGGACAAGCCUCUGGAAGACAAAUACCUGGGCCAAAUCUUCAGCCAAAAAAUCCAGUGAAAAAUAGGGCACCAGUUCCACCGGGCCUUGUAGAAUCAACACAGUAUAAUAGUUUCCAAGGUGAACCAUACAUACCUCCUCCAGUAUCAGAAGUAUCAACAGCUGGAAAUGAUGCAUAUGCUGCUCCAUCAAGUUCUACGGGUUACAGUAGUUCUAAUAGUAGUCCAAAUUUAGAGCAAAGUCCAAUAAUUUCUCAAGAUCAACAACAGUAUAAUAUCCCAGUUACACAAGAUACACAAAACAAUGUAGUACACAACCAAGGAUUAUCUACAUCGUACGCUCUACCGGCUCCUGAAUCUUACCAGCAUAUAACACAAACAGUUUCAGUAAAAGAAUCCAACAGUUUUGUUCAACCAAAUCAACUCUCCUUAUCGAAUGUUGAUAACUAUGGAACUCCACAGCAAUCAUUCGACUUAAAUCAACAAAUUGAAGAAAGCAAAAAUAAUCCACAACUGAGAGGCGCAGAGAAUAAUUCACAGCAACCAGAAAAUAAUAAUUAUCAACAGCAACCAGAAAACAAUAAUUAUCAACAGCAACGUUUAGAAGGAUCCUCCGUUGUUGGUUCAAAAUCCGUAGACAUAAAUGGCUUACAAGAGUACCCUGUUCAAGGGUCUACUGGCAACUACAUGCUCCAAAUCCAACCAGGCCAAAGAGGUGGUGAAAAUGUCGCUCAUGAUCAAGUACUUUCUAAUGGGUUACUUCAAGAUAUUUUGUCAGCCAUAGAGAAUCAACAGAAAUCAGAUAAUUCAUACGAUAACCAACCACAAGGAUCAGAAGUGCGACAGGUCGCAACGGCAGCGGCCAACACAAGUACUGAAUGGCCAGAAAAUUCCGCAAGUAAAAAACCAGAAAUGGCUCUGUUCUACAGUACUAGAGACGGAAAAGGACAGUCUGCUCAAGGCACGGAAACUUUACUCAAUGACAUUAAUCAUUUGAGCGUGAAUGAGGUGUCGAAUGGAAACUUCGUUUCAUACAAGUCGCCAAAAGUGAAUUAUGUGUACAGUGAAUCAACACCUCAAGCUGUAUCACAGGCAUAUCCACAACAAUCGACUCCUAAGACUGAUGAAAGCUCAACCAACUCGUUGUCGAGUACAGGAAAAUAA
Molecule: messenger RNA, 3801 nt
Organism: Acyrthosiphon pisum (pea aphid)
Lineage: Eukaryota; Metazoa; Arthropoda; Insecta; Hemiptera; Aphididae
Product: extensin-2
Exons: 3
Coding region: 328-3801 (1157 amino acids)
Source: RefSeq, a predicted model, not a curated record